Molecule: messenger RNA, 18074 nt
Organism: Ostrea edulis (European flat oyster)
Lineage: Eukaryota; Metazoa; Mollusca; Bivalvia; Ostreida; Ostreidae
Product: mucin-4-like
Exons: 68
Coding region: 2755-17562 (4935 amino acids)
Biological process (GO): cell-matrix adhesion
Cellular component (GO): membrane
Molecular function (GO): calcium ion binding
Source: RefSeq, a predicted model, not a curated record
GAUUUUAUAGGGCUUGAAAUAUGUCUCCUAUUUAGUCAUUUGUACUAUUUUCUAUCAUUUUUUUAUCAGGUGAAAUUAAUAAAAAGACGCAAAUUUUAAGGGGUUUUGGAAAAAAUUAAGUUCUCCCAAUAAAGUAAUUUAAGAAAUCAACAGAUUUUGUCAUUUAUUUCUCCGGGAGUGGAAGAAAUUAUUGGUUCUUUUAUCGUUUAGUACAUUUUUCUAAACAACAUACCACGAUUUACCUUAAAUUUACCCCCCCCCCCCCCCCCCCCGCUUAAAUCCGCCACUGAUUAGUAAAUCACAUUCCCAUUUAUCUUCAGAUUUUGUUCAGUUUUAUUUCAUGAAAUGCACUUCUUUUUCUUUCUUAAUUAUUAUCGUAUAUGCUAGAUGUAUAUUGCUACCACGAGUAAAAUAUUUUGUUUUUUUAUCUUGAAAUCUAUAGCUACAUGUUUUCUAUUUCCUAAACAGUAUCCUUAAGUUAACAAACAACUGACACAAUGGGAUUACGCUACCUAUGUCUUGGGAAAUCCCCAUAAACAUUAUUUAGCUUCACUUUCUAAAUAUAUACAUGUACUUGUUAACCUUUACUCUGUUUAUUAGUUUUCGUUGAUACUUAAAAUGUAACAAAGAGAAUGGGAUUUCAUCUAUCCCAAGCCCUACCUAUGCCGUCUAAAUCCGGGGAUUCACCUGAAUCAUUCAUUAUCGUCACUGUCUGAAUAUUGACGUCUUUACCUUUAAUCGAUCUGUUGGUCUUCGUUGAUUAUACUGUUGCAACUUUUCACUCAUGUUGCAUGCAUCUUACAUUCAACCCGCGUUAUCAUCGUUUGUAAAUAUUGUAUUUCGUCCACUUAAAUAAUUUUAUUUCGAACAAUUUUGAAUAUUAGAUGAAAGUCACACUAUAAAACGUUGAGUGGUGUGUGAAUUGACACCGAAUCGAAUUUUGAUAACCGAUUCCCUGCGUAAAUAUUAUGCACCCCAUUUGUUUACUUUGAGUUAUUUUUAUUUUGGCCGAUAGAGAUGACUUCUGUCAACUCGGACUAUCCCUAUUAUGCGCUAGCUCAUGUGCUGCACACUUAAUAAGAGUAAACAAUUAUAUCGUUCUACGUGAAUUCAAGCUUAAUAGGCUCAAUCCAUGCAUCUAUAAGUUUUUGACUUAAAACAUCAAUUUGAAAAAAAAAAGCGAUGAAGAGAAGCAGACCUGCAAUUAAGAUUAAGAAGCAUGACAUUUUUAUUUUCUUCUUUUUCGGUAAUGGCAAACUAGAAAAAUUCCCCUAUCUACAAAGAAUUAACAUGUUUAUCCUUAAGCAGGGACGGUCUCAUAUUACCAAACUUCUCUGGUCUUUAAAUAUUUUCUUUCAACAAUAAACCUCAAUUCAUUUAUGUAAAACUUAAUAUUUUGGAAUGUCAGUGGAAGAUGAAUAACAUGUUUGUUAUUGAGAGAUUAUGUAUUUGUGCGUAACGUUACUAAUUUCCGUAGAGUCAGUAAUUUGACCUACAUCUGACUAAUACACAACUUUGUUACACAUAAAACCCUGUUACAUGCACAGUACAAACCUAACGUGGAUCAAUUAAAUGUAUCAUUUUUCUGUUUCAAAGAGGAUACUUUUCAUCGAUGAAUUAAUUUCAAGACCAUAUCACUUUUGCACUCGGUUUGUACAAACAUAAGGCUUGAUAAUUUAACAUUUUAGUUUCUGAGAGGGUAAACUACUGAAAAAAGCAUAACAUCACAGAGAGAUUGACAAUAUCAUAUUAAUAGAUCUAUUUCAAUACGAACAGCAAUGUCAUUUUGCAAUAAGUUAAGUCAUUAAAAAUUCAAUGUUGUGCGGAAAAAAAACCCCAACAUUUUUCAACGUCUUAUGGCUUUCAGAAAAUAGCCCUAUUCCGAGAAAUCAAAGCGCAGGGCUUUCAGAAAACAGGAUAGUCCUGUUUCUGGUAUUUAAAGCGAAACUUCUAAACCACACCGCUGUGUUUAUUGCUUCUCUGGCGACUUACUACCGGGCAAAAUAGGUCGGGCAAUACGAGAACAAUGACACCGUUUCCGAUGAGCAGGCCAAGCGAAUGAUUGAUUGAUUGAAUAUUGUUUAACGUCCCUCUCGAGAAUAUCUCACUCAUAUGGAGACGUCACCACUGCCUGUUAAGGGCUGCAAAAUUUCGGCCUAUGCUCGGCACUUGUGGCCUUUGAGCAGGGAGGGAUCUUUACCGUGCCACACCUGCUGUGACACGGGACCUCGGUUUUUGCUGUCUCAUCCGAAGGAUCGCCCCAUUUGAUUGCCUUCUACGACAAGCAAGGGGUACUAAGGACCUAGUCAAGCGAAUGCAAUAACAGCAUGCCUGAUAGGUGGAUCAAAAGAAUGCAAUACCAGUGGUCCCGAUAAACUGGUAAAACGAAUGCAAUAACAGCGGGCCCAAUGAACAGGUUAAACGAAUGCAAUAACAGCGGUCCCAAUAAGCGAGUCGAAUGAGUGCAAUAACAGUGGUCCCGAUACACAGGCCAUGUGAGUGCAAUAACUGCGGUUACGAUAGGCGAGGUCAAUUGAGUGCAGUGAAAGUGGCCCAAAUGAGCGCAACAACAGUAGUUCCGAUGUAUAAGUCGAAUGAAUGCAAUAAAAGACGGGACUCUUUUAUUGCAUUCAUUAAGCGGUUAAAUGAAUGCAAUAACAGACAUCCCGAUAAGCGGUUAAAUUAGUACAGUACACUUCUACAUAGACGAGAUAAAAUGACCUUUGACCCGUUCAUGUUCGUGUUACUCAUCGCAUGUCAUGGAGAAAAUCAGCUUUUGAUUGUGACCAAGCCUACAUUGAUAAUCGGACCAACAGGACAUUUGAUAGUAUCAGUUGUUACAGCGGAUGUAGCAGUACUACUUGGAAUAGACCUUCCAUCACUUCCGUCUGUACAGACUUCAGUACAUCAGAAGAUUGGGCGACAUACGAGGGAGAAUUUACAACCACGUUCCCAUUAUCGACGUCUUACGUCAUAGGAUAUUCUUCUUGCUGUUGGAUUGGAACUUUGCAAGUGAAUCCCAGUAGCUCUUGGUCUAUAGUGACGCACAUUAAUUUGGCCUAUCGUUCAGACAUAGGACGAGUUAACAAAUCACCAGUUACAGCCAUGCAGCCCAUUGUCCGUCUUCAACGAGGAUGCAGUCAUACUAUCCAGAUACCAGUGGCGGAUGACGACGGCGACACUGUGCGGUGCAGAUGGGCAACGAACUCUCCUGUCAACGAAUGCGCCGGGAUAUGUCAAUCGUUCCCUAACGCUGUGUUAGACGAGACGACCUGCACGAUCGAUUACUCAUCCACUACAAACUCCAACGGCUACUAUGGAGUAGCAAUACAGAUUGAAGACUUUGCAACAUCGUCAUCGACUACUCCGAUCAGCAGCAUUCCAUUACAGUUUCUGGUGGAGAUAUUCGAUUCCAACAGCCCCUGUGCCGCAGCACCGACUUUCAUUUCACCAACACCCGCUGAUAAUGGGUGUUUUGAGGCAGUACAGGGAAUAACCUUCAGUAUUGAAAUCCGCAUACGGACAGGAACCAACAAUCAACAAAUUCGUGAGGUGACCACUCAAUCUCCGAUUGGGGUUACAAAGUCUAGCAUCCAAGCAAUAUCCCUGACAGAUUAUUACAUCAAUUUAAUCUGGACACCGACCAGCAGCCAGCAAGGAUCAUAUAUAAUUUGUUUUACUGGAGAAGACAAUUUAGGAUUGACAACAGAUACUAGGUGUAUUAGAUUAAAUGCAGUCAGUUCUAGUACCCUGCCUUUGGUAAUGGAUGGCAGUCAGUCACCAUCUGGAUUCGUGCAUGGUGAUAAUCAUCAGUGGUCGGUGCGAUAUUCAAACUAUUUUGUACCGCCAACCGCCCCCACAUACAUCAGGAUUUACGGAUUUAAUGGCUUACUGGUGGAGAUAAUUGACGUCACAUCCUCUUCAGUAGUUUACCCACAGCCGUCCAGCGACAAUCGACUGUCAUUCAAUACCUCAUACAAUUACCAAAAAGGGAUUUCCUAUUAUAUUCAAUUUGAUGAAGGGGUAGCAAACAGAGAGCUCGGAUGUAGCGUCAAAUCGACCGCUAUCAUCAGCACUUCGUUUUGGAACUUUACUAUUUAUUCCAUACGAUGCAGCGAUUCUCCCUGUAAUAACAGCUUGAAUUGUACUGAUUUGGUCGGAGACUAUGAAUGCAUGUGCAUCCCUGGAUUUACCGGAAAGAACUGCACCAUAGAUGUAGAUGAAUGCUCCUCUGGUCCAUGUAAAAACAACGCCACUUGCAUUGAUGGAAGAAACUCUUUCACGUGCAACUGUUAUCCAGGAUUCUACGGAGAGAACUGUACAGAGCGAAAUUUGGUACGGCUUGUGGACGGUAAAGUGCCGUUCGAAGGACGGGUGGAGAUUUACAAUAACGGUAUGUGGGGGACUGUGUGUGACGACUUUUGGGACCAUAAUGACGCGGCAGUUGUAUGCGGAAUGUUGGGAUAUUCCAGAAAUUCAGCACGAGGCUUGUGUUGUGAAGUAUUCGGUAAAGGUGGUCCUCAAAUUUGGUUGGACAACGUCGAUUGCCAGGGAACAGAACAAGACAUCUUCCAUUGCCAACAUAUCGGCUGGGGAAAUCAUAACUGUGACAACCACGAGGAUGCUGCAGUGAUUUGUUCUCCCAAAGACAUCCCUGUUCGCCUUGUGGGUGGACAAAAUCCCUUGGAGGGACGAGUGGAACUGUAUUACAAUGGAGGAUGGGGAACAGUCUGUGAUGAUUACUGGGAUGAUCAUGAUACUGCGGUGGUCUGCAAUUCUUUAGGGUUCUCAGCCAAUGGAGCAACAGCCAUGUGUUGUGCUCACUUUGGACAAGGAAAUGGAUCUAUUCUACUAGAUGAUGUUGACUGUUUAGGAACGGAGACGGAUAUCGAACACUGCAAGCACAGAGGUUGGGGGCUACACAAUUGCCAACACCAGGAAGAUGUGUCGGUCCGCUGCUCUCCCAUAACAGAAUCAACAAACGUCAGUCCAACAUAUUCCAGUACAGCGUCAACAAUCACAACAACAACACAGAUGUUAACGACAACAACAAAGACAGCAACUACUCCGAUCAGUGGUUCAACAGCAAACACUGAUACCACAACUACUCCGAUUAGUGGUUCAACAACAAACAUUUAUACCACAACUACUCCGAUUAGUGGUUCAACAACAAAUACUGAUACCACAACUACUCUGAGUAGUGGUUCAACAACAAACACCGAUACUACAACUUCUCCGAUUAGUGGUUCAACAACAGACGCUGAUACCACAACUUCUCCGAUUAGUGGUUCAACAACAAACACCGAUACUACAACUUCUCCGAUUAGUGGUUUAACAAUAAACGCUGAUACCACAACUACUCCGAUUAGUGGUUCAACAACAAAUACUGAUACCACAACUACUCCGAUUAGUGGUUCAACAACAAACACCGAUACUACAACUUCUCCGAUUAGUGGUUCAACAACAAACACCGAUACUACAACUUCUCCGAUUAGUGGUUUAACAACAAACACCGAUACUACAACUUCUCCGAUUAGUGGUUUAACAAUAAACGCUGAUACCACAACUACUCCGAUUAGUGGUUCAACAACAAAUACUGAUACCACAACUACUCCGAUUAGUGGUUCAACAACAAACACCGAUACUACAACUUCUCCGAUUAGUGGUUCAACAACAAAUACCGAUACCACAACUACUCCGAUUAGUGGUUCAACAACAAACACCGAUACUACAACUUCUCCGAUUAGUGGUUCAACAACAAACACCGAUACUACAACUACUCCGAUUAGUGGUUCAACAACAGAGGUUGAUAAAACAACUACUCUGAUUAGUGGUUCAACAAUAAACGCUGAUACCACAACUUCUCCAAUUAGUGGUUCAACAAUAAACACCGAUACUACAACUACUCCGAUUAGUGGUUCAACAACAGAGGCUGAUAAAACAACUACUCCGAUUAGUGGUUCAACAACAAAGAUCGAUUCCACAUCUUCUCCUAUUAGUGACUCAGCAACAAGCACGAAUACCACAUCUAUUCCGAUCAGUGGUUCCACAACAAACACCAAAUUUGCAUCUCAUUCAACUAGUAGUCCACAAAACACCGAUUCCACAAUUACUCCGACUAGUGGUUCAACAACAAACAUGGAUAGCACAUCACUUACACCAACUAGUGACUCAGCAAUGAACAACGACACUACAUCCCAAACAACGGGAUCAACAAACAUGUUUUCUGCACCAUCAAGUACAACAGGCAACACUUUAACAUCAACAACAAAUCAGGGUUCAGCUUCAACACCAUGUAGAUCUGCUGGGUUUUGUUGCCCUGGAAUAAACGGAACUUGCAACAGUUUCGGAUACCGGCUUUAUACAACUGGGAUAGGGUCAUGCUAUUGUGAUUAUGCUUGUCUAUCUCUGAAAGAUUGUUGCAUUGACUUCCCUGAUACAUGUGCAGAUUUGAUCGGAAACGUAACAAACCAGACGUCAACAUCUAACUCCCCAUACACAUCGUCGACUAUGGAUGUUUCAGCCAUGCCAUCAAGUACAGAGGCAUCCACAUUACAUGAUGCUAGUACAACAACUAGCGAUAUGCCAUCAAGUACAGAGGCAGCCACAUCACCUGUUGCUAGCACAACAACUAGCGAUAUGCCAUCAAGUACAGAGGCAGCCACAUUACAUGAUGCUAGCACAACAACUAGCAAUAUGCCAUCAAGUACAGAGGCAGCCACAUCACCUGUUGCUAGCACAACAACUAGCAAUAUGCCAUCAAGUACAGAGGCAGCCACAUCACCUGUUGCUAGCACAACAACUAGCAAUAUGCCAUCAAGUACAGAGGCAGCCACAUUACAUGAUGCUAGCACAACAACUAGCGAUAUGCCAUCAAGUACAGAGGCAGCCACAUCACCUGUUGCUAGCACAACAACUAGCGAAAUGUUGAAUCCCAUACAUUUGAAUUCUUCUGUGAGACUUGUUGGAGGACCGACUCCUUAUGAAGGUAGAGUUGAGGUUUAUCACGCUGGAGUGUGGGGCACAGUCUGUGACGAUAUUUGGAAUGACCGUUUGUCAGCUGUUGUGUGUAGAUCUUUGGGAUUUCCAUGGAACACUUCUGAAAGCUAUUGUUGUUCCCGGUAUGGACAAGGGACGGGUGUUAUAUGGAUGGAUAAUGUUUAUUGCAUUGGAAACGAAGAACGAAUUGAGUUGUGUUCACACAAUGGUUGGGGAAACCAUAACUGCGUACAUUACGAGGAUGUGUCCGUGAACUGCUUACCGGAUAUUGCAACAACAUCACCGGCAAAUACAACAACCCUAACGGAAAAUACAGGAACAUCACCAGUAUAUACAACCAAUCAACCAAUCAACUAUUCUUCCUCGACAGAACCUACAGCUACAACAACUGAUGACAUGCAGGACACUUCUACAACAACGGAUACCACACUGGAAGUAGCAAAAAACACAGAGUCCCUCACUACCAAUGUAAUUCACUCUCCAGCGACUGAUAUAUCAACAAAUUCUCCUAAAAUUCAGACAAUAUCAACAAUACAAUGGACAACACAAGAAUCAACAGUUACAACAACACAAACUCCAUCACCAACAACACCACAAACUCCAUUAACAACAACACAAACUCCGUCACCAACAACAACACAAAUUCCGUCACCAACAACAACACAAACACCGUCACCAACAACAACACAAACACCGUCACCAACAACAAGAACACAAACUCUGUCACAGACACAAACUCCAUCACCAACAACAGCACAAACUCAGUCAACAACAACACAAACCCUGUCACAAACAACAACACAAACCCUGUCACAAACAACGACACAAACUCCGUCACCAACAACAACACAAAUUCCGUCACAAACACAAACUCCGUCACCAACAACAACACAAACUUUUUCAACAACAACACAACCUCAGUCAACAACAACACAGACUCCAUCAACAACAACACAGCCUACGUCAACAACAACACAAACUCCGUCACCAACAACAACACAAACUCCAUCAACAACAACACAAACCCCGUCACCAACAACAACACAGACCCCGUCACCAACAACAACACAAACCCCGUCACCAACAACAACACAAUCUCCAUCAACAACAACACAAACCCCGUCACCAACAACAACACAAUCUCCAUCAACAACAACACAAACUCAGUCAACAGCAACACAAACUCCGUCACCAACAACAACACAAACCCCGUCAACAACAACACAAACCCCGUCACCAACAACACAAACCCCGUCACCAACAACACAAGCUCCGUCAACAACAACACAAACUCCGUCACCAACAACAACACAAACCCCAUCACCAGCAACACAAGCUCCGUCAACAACAACAACACAAACUUCUUCAACAACAACACAACCUCAGUCAACAACAACACAGACUCCAUCAACAACAACACAGCCUACGUCAACAACAACACAAACUCCGUCACCAACAACAACACAAACUCCAUCAACAACAACACAAACCCCGUCACCAACAACAACACAGACCCCGUCACCAACAACAACACAAACCCCGUCACCAACAACAACACAAUCUCCAUCAACAACAACACAAACCCCGUCACCAACAACAACACAAUCUCCAUCAACAACAACACAAACUCAGUCAACAGCAACACAAACUCCGUCACCAACAACAACACAAACCCCGUCAACAACAACAACAACACAAACCCCGUCACCAACAACAACACAAACCCCGUCACCAACAACACAAGCUCCGUCAACAACAACAACACAAACUCCGUCACCAACAACAACACAAACCCCGUCACCAGCAACACAAGCUCCGUCAACAACAACAACACAAGCUCCGUCAACAACAACAACACAAACUCCAUCACCAACAACAACACAAACCCUGUCAAAAACAACAACACAAACCCCGUCACCAGCAACACAAGCUCCGUCAACAACAACAACACAAACUCCGUCAACAACAACAACAAGAACACAAACUCUGUCACAUACACAAACUCCAUCACCAACAACAGCACAAACUCAGUCAACAACAACACAAACCCAGUCAGAAACAACGACACAAAUUCCGUCACCAACAACAACACAAAUUCCGUCACAGACACAAACUCCGUCACCAACAACACAAACUGCAUCAACAACAACACAACCUCAGUCAACAACAACACAGACUCCAUCAACAACAACACAGCCUACAUCAACAACAACACAAACUCCGUCACCAACAACAACACAAACUCCUUCAACAACAACAACACAUUCUCCAUCAAUAACAACACAAACUCAGUCAACAACAACACAAACCCCGUCACCAACAACAAGAAAAACUCCAUCACCAACAACAACACAAACCCCGUCAGCAACAACAACACAAUCUCCGUCAACAACACAAACUAAGUCAACAACAACACAAACCCCGUCAACAACGACAACACAAACUCCGUCAACAACAACAGAAACUCAGUCAACAACAACACAAUCUCCGUCAACAAUAACACAAACUCAGUCAACAACAACAACACAAACCCCGUCACCAACAACAAUAAAAACUCAGUCACCAACAACACAAACCCCGUCAACAACAACAACACAAUCGCCGUCAACAACAACACAAACUCAGUCAACAACAACACAAGCUCUGUUACCAAUAACAACACAAACUCUGUCACAGACACAAGCUCCACCAACAACAACACAAGCUCCGUCAACAACAACACAAACCCCGUCACCAACAACAACACAAACUCCGUCACAAACAACAACACAAACCCCGUCAACAAAAACACAAUCUCCGUCAACAACAAUACAAACUCAGUCAACAACAAGACAAAUCCCGUCACCAACAACAACACAGACACCGUCAACAACAACAACACAAACUCCGUCACCAACAACAACACAAACUCCGUCACCAACAACAACACAAACCCCGUCAACAACAACAGCACAAUCUCCGUCAACAACACAAAUUCAGUCAACAACAACACAAUCUCCGUCACCAACAACAACACAAACUCCGUCACCAACAACAACACAAACCCCGUCAACAACAACAGCACAAUCUCUGUCAACAACACAAAUUCAGUCAACAACAACACAAUAUCCGUCAACAACAACAACACAAUUUCCGUCAACAACAACACAAACUCAGUCAACAACAACAACACAAACCCCGUCACCAACAACAACACAAACCCCGUUACCAACAACACAAGCUCCGUCAACAACAACACAAAAUCCAUCACCAACCACAACACAAACCCCGUCACCAACAACACAAGCUCCGUCAACAACAACACAAACUCCGUCACCAACCACGACACAAACCCCGUCACCAACAACAACACAAACUCCGUCACCAACCACAACACAAACCCCGUCACCAACAACACAAGCUCCGUCAACAACAACACAAGCCCCAUCACCAACAACAACACAAACUCCGUCACCACCAACAACACAAACUCCGUCACCAACAACAACACAAACUCCGUCACCAACAACAACACAAACUCCGUCAACAACAACCACGACACAAACUCCGUCAACAACGUCCAUGAUAGUGCAAACGACGGAUAGUACAACGCAAGUUCUGGAAACACUGGGAAGCUUUACAUUCGGGGAGGAAGUUUAUGAUUGGAGUGUUUCCGGAGAUGAUGUAACGAGUCCCGCGUUGAAUCCCCCCACACAUGUUUACAUUGGAGACGGGACAGAAGGAACCUUCGACAAGGCUUAUGUUGGAAGUAAUGGGAUCAUUAGUCUUGGAGAGAGAUACAAUAGCUUCUCUAUAUAUGAUCUGACGUCAUCAUCUGUAAAUCAGAGAAGAAUAAUUUGUCCGUUCUGGACAGACUUAAUUUCCGGCAACAUCGUCUACUAUAAUACAUAUACAAGCGGUGUGUGGAGUGAUCAGCCCACAUUAGACAAAGCCAACAGCAUCAUCAGAGAAUAUUACGGGGACGAUUUCCCGCACUUUGAAGCUAUCUGGGUGCUAAAAGUAACAUGGAAAGAUAUGGAUUUGUAUUCAGACAGAACGCAGAAUGUGACAGUACAGGCUGUUCUUGUGACGGAUGGGAUCAACACGUUCACCAUGUUUUAUUACAUCGAUGUGAACUUGGCGGUCGUUAAUGGGCUAGAUAUCUCGGUGGGUUACAGAUAUCGGAGCUUCUACACCAGUAAUCCUUACUCCUGUCGGAGUGGAGUAUUCACUCUCAGUCAAAUUCCAGGCAAUAGAGGAAUUCGGGGAUUUUGGAUAUACAAAUUGACAACAGAAAUACAGUAUUCAGGAAAUGAGCUUUCCUGUUUUAACUGGUAUAUCAGGAAUAAGAAUCAAGGAAUGGACACUAUUCUGCGUAAUCGCAGACAGUGGUGGUCAAACGUGUGUCCAUGUCAACUCGACUGGUUAUUGUUUGAUGGCAGGUUCCAGUAUUCAAGGACUGAUUUUGCUAACGGAGUAAUUUGUUACGCAUCUAUGAUGUCAUUUACCGGAAGUGCUGAAUGUUGUUAUCCGAUCUCCAACUGGUGGUUCGGAUGGUCAUGGUGGUCUAUAGGAUGGUUUGGAUCCACUACCCGCACGUGGACGAGACCAGCAGCCGGAACCCUCCUGGAAAACAGUCCGUUCUUUGACACUGUUCAAUAUUACAAUGAAGACCUUUUACCGAAGGAGCAGUGUUGCGGAACUGGACAUUGCGAUUGGUAUUACGAAGUUCGUCCUAGAACGUGGUGCUAUCGAGUGUCUAUAUUCUGGAUAUCCUGGUUAUUUGGAGACCCUCAUAUAAACACCCUCGAUGGAAAUCAGUACACAUUUAACGGCUAUGAUGAGUACGUGUUGCUGAGAAUUGAUACGGAAGCGAAGCAGUUUGAAUUACAAGCUAGAACAGACCUCGCUGAGGGAGCCAAUGGCACAGUCAUCAAUGCUACCAUAUUCAGUGCGUUUGCUGCUAGAGACGAAACAGGGUCCUUUGUGCAAGUGGAACUAUCCCGAAGCAAAGACAAAAUGUACAUUCGAGGAAAUGACCAAGAUAUAACAAACAGCUUUGAGGAUGACAUUUCCUACAGAUAUUUUACCAGGUACCUGGUCAUUACGAAAGAAAACCAAACUUACACAGCCACCUUCCUCAACUCAUCUAUAACAAUGAAGGUGACGUUAGGAGUUCGGUUUUUGACAAUUGAGGCCGUGGUGGAUUCUAAAUAUAAUGGCAGUGUUAUUGGCUUGAUGGGAAACUUUGACGGAAACAGUACAAAUGACUUCAUUCUUCCGAACGGAACUUUCCUGAAACCAGAGGACGUGAACACAGAGAGAAAAAUCUACAACAAUUUUGGACAGUUCUGGGUGGUAAACGAGACGACAUCAAUCUUCCAUUAUGGUUCAGGCCUAUCACAUAGGGACUAUUCUCACCCUGAAUUUGUUCCUUUCUUUGUUGACGAAUACCCUGAAGAUCAGAGGAAUGCCUCGCGUGAAGCCUGCGGCGGCGACUCAGCCUCCCAAGCCUGUAUUUUCGACUACCUUGCAACCGGAGAUAAAGCUUUGGCUCUCUCUUCUGGAAACACAGACACCUCUAAUAAACAGGACCUUGUCAAUAUUGAAAAUCAGCCACCAUUUAUUGACGGUGAAGAGGUUAUUCAUGCGGAAGUAAAUAAAACGGUCCAAAUACAAUUCAAUGCUUCUGAUGACAAGGGUUAUACAUACCAGGUUCUGAACCAGCCACCUACAGGGUUUUCCUUUGACAAUAUCACCGGGGUAGCUACCUGGACGCCAAAUGAUUCGAACAACGCACAGAUUAGUAUAACAGUCGUUGACACUGAUGGAGUUUCCGCCCCAGCAAUGGAUAUUAUAUUAGUCGUGUGCAGCGCGUGCAGCCAUCGGGGUUAUUGUGAUUACAACAGAACAGUUCAAUCGACAAAUAGUACGUUCAGACUGGCUACCUGUGUUUGUUACCAUGGAUACACAGGUGAUAAUUGUGAACUUGACGCAGACGCAUGCGCGGAUAGUCCCUGUCCUCUGGGGCGUAACUGCACGGACCUGCCUGCAGAGGAGGAGCUGAGGAUUGGUAGAGGUUAUAACUGUACGGAUUGCCCACGAGGAUAUCAGGAUAUUGACAACAAAUGUCAAGACAUCAAUGAGUGUAACACCACCUCGACUAACCAAUGUGAUCAAGUGUGCGAAAAUACAGAGGGAGGUUUUGAAUGUCAUUGUUUCAAUGGGUACCGCAUGAGCGAGGGUUCCUGUCGAGAUAUUGAUGAGUGCUCUGAAGGAACAUCGACGUGUGAACAGAAUUGUCGCAAUACAGAUGGUUCAUAUGUGUGUUCCUGUGUUACAGGAUUUGAACUUAAGAAAGACAACAGCUCGUGUCUGCAAAUAGAAACUGAUGUCUGUAAACUUGUGGGACUCUCCUGUCAGUAUGCCUGCGAUAACUCAUCCGGCAUCUUCAAAUGUAUAUGUCCAGCUGGAUAUGAACUCGCUGCGAAUAACAGGAAUUGUACAAAUAUCAACGAGUGUGACCGCAACAUCUGCUCACAACAUUGUACGGACACUAACGGAUCAUACAAUUGUGCCUGCUAUAUCGGAUACAGACUUAACUCAGACCACACUACGUGCUCCGAAUGCGAUGCGCCAUACUACGGACAGGGAUGUAGUUAUAUGUGUGAGUGUGGCGCCGGAAUGGACCGGUGUGAUCCAGUCAAAGGUUGCGUCUGUUUACCUGGAUGGACCGGAUCAGAUUGUAGUCAGGAUGUGAAUGAGUGCAGCGUUAACCAAUCGAUAUGUGGGACAGAUAAACUAUGUCACAAUCUACAGGGUGGUUAUAGGUGUGACUGUCGACAAGGUUACAGAAAGGAGGCGGGAAAAUGUGUUGAUGUGGAUGAAUGUGCAAAUGCUGGAUCACACAACUGUUCCACUGCAACAUCCACGUGCAAAAACAAAGAUGGUGGAUUCAGCUGUGAAUGCAAGACCGGAUACAUUCAGAAGAAUCUCUACGAGUGUCAAGAUAUUGAUGAAUGUGGAGCUAAUAUUGACGGCUGUUCCCAGAUAUGUAGCAAUGUAAAUGGUAGUUAUGAUUGUGAUUGUCACUUUGGAUUCUCCCUCAAUGACGACAGGAAAACAUGCUCAAAAGUACAAGACACAUGCCUUCUCUUCCCUGGAUUGAACUGCAGUUAUGGGUGCAAGCAGGCUCAACAAAACCAAACGAUCGGAUUAUGUUUCUGUCCAGAGGGUUACAUUCUCAACGAGCAGGACAAGUCAUCGUGCAUAGAUUUGAACGAGUGUGCAAAUAUGUCUUUGAAUAAAUGUUCGCAGAAAGACACGUGUGUUAAUACACCAGGGUCGUUUAAUUGUUCUUGUCCAGAGGGUACCUACUUAGAAAACGAUGGAAGAACAUGUAGAGUAUGUGACGGUUUCUCAUAUGGUAUGGAUUGCCAGACUCCUUGUGAAUGUGGUGUGGGUGCAUCACAUUGCGAUCCCGUCCGAGGGUGUCUGUGCAAAUCUGGAUGGAUCGGCACCAAAUGCGACGCAGACAUUGAUGAGUGCAUGGCCGGAAAUCCUUGCAAUGGCACCCAUCAAGUAUGUCGCAACACGCCAGGAUCCUACGUAUGUGUCUGUCAGAAUGGUUACGUAGAGGCCUCAGGGACUUGUAAUGAUGUCGAUGAAUGUGUUGAUCGUCCCUGUUCUCAGCUGUGUAUGAAUACUCCCGGAAGCUUCUUCUGCAAUUGUUACUCAGGAUUUCAUUCUGUUAAUGGUAAUCUUUGUGGCGACAUCGAUGAAUGUAGCCUACCGGUCCAACCUUGUGACCAAGUAUGCACCAAUACUAUAGGCAGUUACAAGUGCAGCUGUCACGCAGGAUACCUACUGAAUACAACCAACAGGAAGGAUUGCUACGCAAAGACCGAGUGUUCAAACGGUACUGUAACCUGUGCCCAGAAAUGUGGAGUCCACGCUGAUGGGUCAGAAUACUGCUUCUGUGACAAUGGCUAUUUCAUAGAUACUACAGACAAUAGAACAUGUCUCAAUCGAGAUGAUUGUUCCCCUAACCCUUGCAGCCAGACGUGUGUUGAGAAAGCACCGGGUCAAGGUUAUUCAUGUCUCUGUGAAAACGGAAAAAUGUUGGAUGACGAUCAAAGAACAUGCAUAGAGUGUUCAAACUGGAGGUUUGGUCCGAAUUGCUCCAGCCAAUGUACUUGCAACAACGAGAACUCCCUGUCUUGUGACCCCGUUUCUGGUGAAUGCACCUGCAAGCCCGGAUGGUCUGGGACAAAUUGUGAGAGUGAUAUCGAUGAAUGUAGACAGUCCAGUACAUGUCCUGUCUCAUCCACAUGUGUAAAUUCCUUAGGUUCAUACACAUGUGUAUGUGACAAUGGCUCAGUAAUGGCGGGUGGAACGUGUGUGGAAUGUUCCGGACACCGUUACGGACUAAACUGUGGGUUACAGUGUCAAUGUAAUGAAGAAAACACUAUGGCAUGCGAUAAAAGAAACGGCACCUGCAACUGUAGAGGAGGGUGGACAGGGCUCAAUUGUUCAGUGGAUGUACACGAGUGUUCUCUUACUCCCAGUAUUUGUGGUGCAAACGCCAAAUGCACAGAGGAAAUUGGUUCUUUCAGUUGCCAGUGUGAUCCGGGCUUUCAGAAAACGUCAUCAAAUACAUGUUCAAAUAUAGAUGAAUGUGUGACAGGAAGUCAUUCCUGUCACGUGAACUCCCGCUGUAUGGACACUAGUGGUGGCUAUAUCUGUACAUGUGACCCUGGUUUCUCGGGAGAUGGACACACUUGUUCAGAUGUAAAUGAAUGUUCAUCACCAAGUGUGUGUGACCCAAAUUCAAAGUGCAACAAUACAUGGGGAAGCUAUGUUUGUACUUGUGAUCCUGGUUUCAUUGGAGAUGGCAAAAAUUGUUCAGAUGUUGAUGAGUGUUUAAACGAACCCCCGGGAUGUCACCCUGAUGCUCUGUGUAAUAACACGGCGGGGAGCUUCUCCUGUCAAUGUAAGAGCGGUUACGAAGGUGACGGGAAAAUGUGCAAAGAUAUUGAUGAAUGCUUGCGCAACCUGUCUUCUUGUGAUACGCAUGCGCUUUGUACAAAUACAAACGGCAGUCACACCUGUGCAUGUAAAUCGGGUUUCUAUGGAGAUGGACAAACCUGUCUAGAAAAAGAUGAAUGUGCAGAAAACAUACACAGCUGCCAUGUCAAUGCCUCUUGCAUCAACACGUUCGGUAACUACUUCUGCGAGUGCAAUCCCGGUUUCUUUGGCAGUGGCAGGAAUUGUACAGAUGUUGAUGAAUGUUUGGAUGGUAGUAAUGACUGUCAUCUAAAUGCUACUUGUCACAACACCGUCGGUAACUUUUCCUGCAUGUGUGACAUUGGAUUUCAUGGCAAUGGCGUCAAUUGUUACAAAUGUCCCAAUAUGACGUUUGGUGUUGACUGCCAGAACCAGUGCACAUGUAACACCAGCAAUACCAGGUCAUGUGACAAAGUAACAGGAGCGUGUGCAUGUAAAAUUGGAUGGAAUGGAGACACCUGUAGCGAGGAUAUCCCAGAAUGCACAGAGAAGCCGGAUACAUGUGGAUUGAACGCAAUCUGUUCAGAACUACCCGGAAGCUACAGCUGCUCUUGCAUGACGGGAUACCAAAUGACGACAAAUAAUGACUGUCAAAAUGUUGAUGAAUGCAACACCCAGCAACACAAUUGCCACCCCAAUGCACAUUGCAAUGACACUGUUGGUCAUUUCCUAUGCGCUUGUAAAUCUGGAUUUAGCGGAAACGGAACGUCUUGCACAGCCAUACCCCUGAAGCCAAGUAUUUCCGAUACCACAGACGACAAAUACAGAAUCAAAAUAAGAUUCGACAUGAACACUAAUCAAACCACCCUAGACGUGCACUAUAUGAACACAGUCCAAAGGAUGACAACUGCACUAGCUUCGUUUUAUCAAGCAACGAUACCAGGAUUUCAGAGAGUCGUUAUUUUACACAUAAGAAUUGGAAGUCUGAUUGUUGAUCAUCAGUUAGUGACUUCAAAAUCCCAUUCCGACCAGCAAAAGACUGACAUCACUAAGGCCCUACAGCGACUAGCCAGUGGGACCGUUAAUAUUGUAUACGAUGGCAGGGAACAGCGAACAAUGUCUGUAGAACUACAGAAUUCGGAAUCCAGCAAUUUUGUGAACAUUAGCUCCACAAGUCUCUGCACAAUUUACCAAGCCCUACAACCAUGCCAAGAAGGUCAAAAAUGUUCAGAAACAAAUGGAAACAUUGCCUGCAGCCCAUUGACGACAUCAGAUAAUUACAUGGUGAUAGUUGGACUUGGAGUGGGAAUUCCAUUCGGAAUAAUCACUAUCCUGGGACUCUCCAUAGUCUAUUUUUACCUCAAGAAAAGACGCGGUCAAAGAGAGCCUAAACCGGACUACGAUAGCAGAUCUGUCAUCAGUGGUAACAGUGAUGACUCGUUGAUACAUUCCUCCGUUAAGGGUAUAACAAAACGUCUGGAUACAACAGGAAAACGCGGACCAUUCAGUCUGCACGACGAGUCCCCCAGCAGCAGGGAGACACGAACUUCCUCCAGUCGUUUCCACAGAGAUUUCUGAAGGAAAACAGCAGCAAUUGUUUCCCCUUCCAGAUGUUGAUGUAAUACGCAAGAGGACUUGUAAUAGAUAUAAUAGUUUAGUGAAUCAUUAUUUAUCCUUUUGAUCGUUAUUCCUAAAUAUCUCUCAAAUAUGAAUACACAAACAACCCAGUCAUUUUUUUCAGGAUUAUCUAAUUAUUUUACUAUUAAAUACGAAUAAAAUUGUAUGAAUACAGUUAUUGUUAACAAGUUAUUGAUAUAUUUCAUAAGUUCAGUCUUUUGAUAUGUUUCAUAGGAACCGCAUUUGACCUUUUGUAAAUAUUUGUUAAACGUUGUGACAUUUCAUUACCAAGUCGAAGAAUACAAAAACAGUAUAACAGUAGAGAAAUUCAAUUGUAACGAUGUACUGCAGUCCGAAGAAAUCAUCCUCUGUUUCCUGAUACAUAUGUACCUCCUCGACGUUUUAUUCUUAGAUUUGUUUUCCCUUUGUUGUGAAAUUUAGUAUGUUUAUUUCAUUAAAAACAUGAUUCAAAA